CAAACACAAAAAGUGUACAACCUCUUGCUUAUCAGUCUUGAGUCUCGUCAUUGACAUUAUUUCGAAUGUUUUCUUGCCCAGCUACCACCAAAAGUUUCUGGACUUUAGCUGCCAACAUUGACGUUUCGCUCUCUACACAAGCACGGCUCUAGACGUUGAACCAUAUAAUACACCACGGCAAACCAUCGCCAUGGCUUACGUCUCAUUGAGCACACGGGAUCUCAACGUCCUCGAGAAAAUCCAGGACCCAGAGUACGAUCCCGCCCGGAUAGUGCAAGUCGACAUAAGCCUGCCAAAAGACCCCAACUUCAAGGACCAGGCCGUAUAUGACAAGGUCGCCCAACUAGAGCGCCAGAUCAUCCUCUCCAUCCAGCAACUCGAGCUCGCAAAUGCAAAGCCUGCAGCGCAUGGAACGACCGACGUGAAUAAGACCAUUCAAGGCUAUCGCGACUGUGUCACCCAGCUGGGAAGCCUCAUCCAAGAAUACCCAGAGUACGCCAGUGCCCGCAACAACAGGGCGCAGGCGAUUAGACGGCUAGUUGGCGAUUCGAUGUUGAUCUCGGGCUCCCAGCAGCUUCACCAAGCACUGAUUCGGGAUAUCGAUGACGCCGAGCGACUGCAGAUGGCUGAGACUGCUCUAUCUGACCUUGAUCGCGCCAUCUCGCUCCUGACCCCUGCCACGCCCCAGACCAGAUUGUCCCAGAAUGUGGUUAGGACGCUUUCCAGUGCACACACCCAGAGAGCCGCCAUCUAUCAUAUGACGUCCAAGUUGAUGGAGUCCGACACCCUUGCUGUACCACAAGGUCGACGAGAAGGAAGCUGGAACAAGCUGGAUUUCGAGGAGAAUGCCUCGAGGGACUUUGCUAUGGGUGGCAGAUAUGGCAACGAAAUCGCGAAAGCACUCGCUGUGAGCACAAACCCAACAGCCAAGCUGUGUGGACAGAUGGUCCGGGAGGCGUUAAAGAAGGAGUACGGGCCGGCCUAUUCGGCAUGAGGGUCAAGGAACUGGCGAUGCUGGACAAUUAUAGAGAGUUGUUUCUGUAGGAUAAUGGUGAUGAGAAAUUUUACGAAAAUGAAGGCGCGACCAUGACCGCAACCG
Neurospora hispaniola is the source of this 1099-nucleotide messenger RNA. RefSeq lists its product as uncharacterized. NCBI's taxonomy places the organism in Eukaryota, Fungi, Ascomycota, Sordariomycetes, Sordariales, Sordariaceae. Gene Ontology annotation, biological process: cilium assembly. Bases 191 to 994 code for a protein of 267 amino acids. The transcript has a single exon. The record is from RefSeq and is a predicted model, not a curated record.